Zasmidium cellare ATCC 36951 is the source of this 1077-nucleotide messenger RNA. RefSeq lists its product as uncharacterized. Bases 1 to 1077 code for a protein of 358 amino acids. Lineage: Eukaryota; Fungi; Ascomycota; Dothideomycetes; Mycosphaerellales; Mycosphaerellaceae. Gene Ontology annotation, molecular function: oxidoreductase activity; nucleotide binding. The transcript has a single exon. The record is from RefSeq and is a predicted model, not a curated record. Gene Ontology annotation, biological process: NADPH regeneration. Gene Ontology annotation, cellular component: cytoplasm.
AUGGCCCGAAAGCUUAAGGUCGCGGUCAGUGGAUUGGGGCGUAUGGGUGCUCGCCAUGCAAUCAACUACCUUGAAAAGACACCACGAGCUGAACUGGUGGCUGCAUGCGAUCCAGGUGCAGAAGCUUUAUCAUGGGCGAGAUCUCGUCUGGCACCUGCCGGCGUUACCAUCUACGAGACAUUCGACGAGAUGAUGCAACAUCCAGACAUCGAAGCUGUGAUUGUCGCGGGCAUCACGACCGAGCACGCACCGCAAUCGAUCAAGGCCAUUCGUGCUGGCAAGCACGUUCUUUGCGAGAAGCCUCUUUCCACAGACCUUGCCAUCAGUCAAGAAGUGUUUGACGUCGCCAAGUCGAGGCCCGACCUCAAAGUUAUGACCGGAUUCUCACGCAGAUUUGAUCAAAGUUAUCGCAAUGCUCGGAAAAAGGUGGACUCUGGAGCCAUUGGUCGUCCGGUCGUGUUUCGCUCGCAGACCUGCGACAAGUACCGCGACGAUGAUUACUUCAUUGGAUACUCGAAGACUUCAGGGUCGAUCUUUGUCGACGCUUCCGUCCACGACAUCGAUCUUGCGUUGUGGAUGUUUGGGCAAGACAGCAUCGUCAAGAGCGUCUCAGCUGUUGGAACUUGUGCUCGUUAUCAGGGAUUGAAGCAAUACGGGGAUGUCGACAACGGCGUAGGCAUUGUCGAGUUUUGGGGCGGAAAGAUCGCCUACUUCUAUGCCUGUCGAAUGAUGGCAGUUGGGCAGCACGACAUGACAGAGGUCAUCGGCAAUCAUGGGAAAGUAACGAUUAACGCCAAUCCAGCCCACGAUCUUGUCGAGCAUCAUGAACCCACGGGCAUUCGCAGAGAGAUUGGACAGACGUACUGGGACCGGUUUGAACCAGCCUUUAUUCGUGAGAGCAACGAGUUCACGGAAGCGGUCCUGGAUGACAAGCCUUUGCCAUUCCACUUGUCAGGGGCGAUCAAGUCGAUGCAGAUCGGGAGUGCGUUACAGGAGGCCUUGCGCACUGGCGAGAAAUUGUUCUUCAACGAGAUUGGAGAGAGCGUGAUAGGACCAGGACUAGCAGCCAGACUGUGA